UGUAUUCUUUUCGAAUCAUGCGCAAAUCAUGUCCAUCAGAAAAUCGGUUCGAACAGUUUUGUUAAGAAUCUCUUUCGUAUUUAUAUCAUAAGUGCAGUCAAUUAACCUUCUAAACGGAUUCAAAACCGUUUUUGUAUUUAAUUGAGUAAAUUUUAUGUUUUUGGAUUGUUUUAGAAAAUGGAUGACGAUUCUGAACAAGCCCUGUUAAUGGGAAAUCAACACAAUUCAAAUACCAUGAGAUAUACAGAUGGACCUGGUAACGUGCCACUUUUGAGUCCAACUUCAGGUGCAACGAUAACGUCUUAUGGAAAUACGGAUGCUCCAGAAGGGGAUAAUUGCCGUCGAAAUGACAAUCUGGGAAUGCUCAAUUCUUCAAGAAAUGCAUCCCAUCAAAAUCAAAACAACGAUCUUCUCAACGACAUUAUGUCAAAAUCAGGUGCAACACUAAGGCAACAAUUCCAUGCAGAUGCUUUAAAGCAGAUCGGCUUCGGACGUUACCAAAUCCUCUUAAUUGUCACCACUGGAAUUGCUCUAGCAACACAAGUUGCCCAACUAUUUUCCCUUUACUUUAUAAUCCCAUCUAUAGAUUUGGAAUUUUGCAUGACACCAUUGCAAAAGAAGACUCUUAUUGUUUCGAAUCUCAUUGGAGCAUGUUUUGGGGCGACAUUUACAAGUGGAUUUGCUGAGCUCUUCGGUCGCAAGAGAACACUCUUGGCUUGUUUUAUCUGCAUGAUAAUAUUUUCGGUAGUUGCCGCAUUCAUGCCUGUUUUCAAGGCUUUCGGGGUAGCGAGAAUGAUUGCUUCAGCUUUUGGAGCCGGGACUUUCCCAAUUGUAGCCACAUAUGUGUGUGAAACAACUCCGGCCCAUCUGCGGGGACGAGCUCUUGGAAUGGUGACUUCUAUUGGAGGGAUUGGAGCUAUGUUAACAGCUGUGGUGUCUUGGUGUAUACUGCCAGAGUCUGGAAUGCAACUUAUGCAGGAAUUGGAAGAGCAUUUCAGUGGAUGGCAUACUUACUGUUUGUUAAUGGCUUUGCCGGCGAUUGUUGUUACUCUUGGAUUGCUUAUUCUAAAUGAAUCACCACGCUGGCUUUUGAGCAGGGGGAAAGAAGCCGAGGCAUUGCGGAUCUAUCAGAAGAUGUACCGUUUGAAUAACUCAAAUGGCACAUACAGUUUCGUGGAAAUGUCGAUGCCAAGGAUGAAGUAUAGAAAAAAGGACAACAAUUCUGAAAAUAAAACAGGCUUGUCAUAUUUAAUGGCGGAGUACUUCUCCUGUCUUAGUUCACCUGUUUGGAGGACCAACGCAAUAAUUGCUGUCAUUUGGAUUAUCGCAAUGUUUGUUGGAUAUGGCCUGCCAGUUUAUGCUUUUAAUAAUGGACGUUACAUUGAAUCCCAUCUAUUCACCGAAAGAACAAAUUAUACCGUCGCCAAAACCUUCGAAAAUGUUGAAUUUUCAGAAAACAUAGUUAAUAGAAUUUUCGGAAGUUGUAACUUUGUCAAUUGUACAUUCAAUCAAAAACUAUUGAGUUAUGUACAAUUUGAAAAUUGUACUUUUCUCAAUAGUAAUUUUCUUGGAGUCACUGCCGCUUAUACAUCAUUUUGGUAUUCUAUUUUCAACAAUGUCAAGUUCAUCGAUACAAAUCUUAAAACGAAGAAUUUUAUCGGUUGUGAAAAGACAAACACCGAAUUUGACCAAAUAAACACCGAUUGUGAUGAACCUUUUGAGCUGUACACAUUUUUCUACAAAGUAAUGCACGAUGCUAAUGUUGAGGUUAUUGUUCCAUCGAUUAUUGUCCUGUUUUGGGGUGGAGAGAUCCUUAAUCGUAUUGGAAGGAUCCGAUUUGCAACCUGUUGUAUAGUGAUUGCCUCGGUAAUUUGCUGCUUGAUUGAGUUCGUGUCUGAUGGUGAAUACAUCUAUUGGACUGUUGGUUUUGUGCAAGGAUCGAUAUUCUGUGGUCUUCAAGCUCUGACUCUUUAUUCGAUUGAGUUCAAUAACACAAUUGGAAGAUGUUUGAUAUGUGGAAUUCAAGUAAGCUUUGGUUUUUGGGGUGCUUUUAUGGGAGCUGAUGUCUUCGAUGAAGUUCUACCAGAAGGCAAUCCUCGGGUUGUUGCAUUAACAUCAGUACUAUGUCUGUUUACUUUGUGUUUCUUGAGUACAUUUCUUAAAGAAACUAAAAAGUUCUUGUAAACUUGAUCAAACUUAAAAGAAAACACCAUAUUUAUUCACUUCUCUAAAAGUGAAUUUAUAAUUUUGGAUUUGAAAAGUAAAAGGAAUCUAAACUUUUAUAUACAUAUAAUAUCAUCAUAUAAAUUUUUGUGCUACAUUCUAUACAUAUCGUGACAUAAAUAAACGUUUAUAUCAACUGUAAGAGAUGAUAAAUAAAUAAUUAUAGUAAAAUGUU
This is a messenger RNA of Eupeodes corollae, 2398 nucleotides long. Its product is annotated as synaptic vesicle glycoprotein 2B-like. Gene Ontology annotation, biological process: transmembrane transport. NCBI's taxonomy places the organism in Eukaryota, Metazoa, Arthropoda, Insecta, Diptera, Syrphidae. The transcript has 9 exons. The coding region runs from base 178 to 2184 and encodes 668 amino acids. Gene Ontology annotation, molecular function: transmembrane transporter activity. The record is from RefSeq and is a predicted model, not a curated record. Gene Ontology annotation, cellular component: membrane.